Juglans microcarpa x Juglans regia is the source of this 1024-nucleotide messenger RNA. RefSeq names its product ATP synthase subunit delta', mitochondrial. The record is from RefSeq and is a predicted model, not a curated record. Bases 178 to 777 code for a protein of 199 amino acids. Gene Ontology annotation, biological process: proton motive force-driven ATP synthesis. The transcript has 3 exons. NCBI's taxonomy places the organism in Eukaryota, Viridiplantae, Streptophyta, Magnoliopsida, Fagales, Juglandaceae. Gene Ontology annotation, molecular function: proton-transporting ATP synthase activity, rotational mechanism.
AGGAAAAAGGGAGGGGAGGGAGAGAGAGAGAGUACAGAGAGACUGACUGGUGGCAGUAUUUAGUUUACUUGGAUUUGAUUCAGCAAAAACGAAAAAGAGAAGGUUUGCUUGGAUUUGUUUUGCAGCCUUAGAAAACCAGACCCAAAAAGCUCAGAAGCUACCGCAAAGCCAUCAACCAUGUUCCGGCAAGCGUCACGCCUCUUGGCUCAAACUCUGAGGGCUGGAGUGAGACCCUUCUCCUCGGAUCUUCCGGCCGCCCCCACCUCCGACUCGGCCUUCAUCGAGUCGUGGAAGAAGGUCAUACCCAACAUUGAACCUCCCAAGACUCCCUCCAACUUCUUACGGCCCCGUCCGGCCACUCCCACUUCCAUUCCUUCCAAGAUCACCGUCAAUUUCGUGCUUCCCUACGCCUCCGAGCUCUCCGCCAAGGAGGUUGACAUGGUCAUAAUUCCUGCAACAACUGGACAAAUGGGUGUUUUGCCCGGACAUGUACCUACAAUCUCAGAGCUGAAGCCUGGGAUCCUCUCAGUGCAUGAAGGAAAUGAUGUGACAAAGUAUUUCCUUAGUAGUGGGUUUGCUUUUAUCCAUGCUAACUCUGUUGCAGAUAUAAUUGCUGUAGAGGCUGUGCGAAUUGACCAUAUUGACCCAAGCUUGGUCCAGAAGGGCCUAGCAGAAUUUACCCAGAAGCUUAGUUCAGCAACAACUGAGUUGGAGAAAGCUGAGGCCCAGAUUGGUGUUGAGGUUCACAGUGCUCUCAACUCUGCUCUCUCAGGCUAAUGGAGUGAAAUAAAUAUCUUUCAGAGAAAACCCCAUGCUUCUGUAUGGUCAAGAUACCUCUCUACCUGGCAUAUUACUACUUUCCCCUUCGAAAGAUCCUGUCAUUAUGGGAUAUUUGGUUUCUGUCAUACCAAAGGAAGAAAAUAUAUUUUGUUUUCCAGAUUUCGAAGUCUUGAACCGCGGAUUGAAUGUUUUCUCGCACCUAUUUCUUGGAUUUAAGCAAAAUUAAAAGAGGGUGGUGUUCAUA